Messenger RNA from Gavialis gangeticus (Gharial), 6295 nucleotides. RefSeq names its product MLLT1, super elongation complex subunit (gene MLLT1). The transcript is spliced from 13 exons. Lineage: Eukaryota; Metazoa; Chordata; Crocodylia; Gavialidae. Gene Ontology annotation, cellular component: super elongation complex. Gene Ontology annotation, biological process: regulation of DNA-templated transcription. The record is from RefSeq and is a predicted model, not a curated record. The coding region runs from base 1 to 1797 and encodes 598 amino acids.
AUGGCGGAAAGCAAACGCCAUAACUGCACAGUACAAGUGAAGCUGGAGUUAGGGCAUCGAGCCCAACUGCGGAAAAAGCCCACCACUGAAGGGUUUACUCAUGACUGGAUGGUAUUUGUCCGUGGCCCAGAACAAUGCGACAUCCAGCAUUUUGUGGAGAGGGUGGUCUUUCGGCUACAUGAGAGCUUCCCCAAGCCCAAACGCGUGUGCAAGGAGCCCCCUUACAAAGUGGAGGAGUCUGGCUACGCUGGCUUCAUUAUGCCCAUUGAAGUAUAUUUCAAAAAUAAGGAGGAACCGAAGAAAGUUUGCUUUACAUACGACCUGUUCCUGAAUCUGGAGGGAAACCCACCCGUGAACCACCUUCGCUGCGAGAAACUGACUUUCAACAACCCCACUAAGGAGUUCCGCCGCAAACUUAUUAGGGCUGGAGGGGUGAUGGUAAUGCCAGAAGGAGCAGAAACUGUGUCCAGGCCAAGUCCUGACUAUCCUAUGUUACCCACAAUACCACUCUCGGCCUUCUCUGAUCCCAAGAAGACCAAACCAUCCCAUGGGUCAAAGGAUGCAAGCAAGGACAGUAGCAAAGUAUCCAAACCACAUAAAGUAACCAAGGAGCAUAGAGAGAGGCCAAGGAAAGAUUCUGAGAGCAAAAACUCCUCCAAAGACCUCGAACGAGAACAAAACAAGCCUUUGAAAGACUCCUCUAGAAAGCCAGCUGAGAACAAACUGCCUAAGGAGGAGAAAGCACCUCCUAAAGCUGCUUUCAAGGAACCAAAACUGGCUGUGAAAGAGACCAAACUGGAGAACACUUCUCCAAAGGGUGGGCCACAGCCGGAGUCAAAGUCUUCCAGCAAAAGGCCCUCCAAUGUGGAGUCACCAAAGCCUAGUGCCAAAAAGCAAAAAAAGAGCAGCUCCAAAGGGGGGAAGAACAUCCCAGGGACUUCUCCUCGAACCUCGUCUUCCUCAUACCCAGAGAAGAAGCAAACCAAGGAGAAGACGAAUGCCAAAGUGGAAAAGGUAAAAUCAGAAAGUGAAGCCAAGGAGAUCAAAAAACCUGUGGAGAUGGAGGAGUCGAAUUCAGAGGAUGAAACUUCUUUUAAGUCAGAGGGGGACUGGGUCCUGUCUGGGUCCACUCCUUACCCCAGCAAUGUGGGCUCAGGGAAAGGAGAAACUACCAGGGUGGAGCCAGCCAGAGAGUCAAACCGUCAGGAGCAACAGCAGCAGCAGUCUGUCCUGUCCAGUCCCUCCAACUCCAGUUCCAGCUCAGACUCCAGUUCGGACUCGGAUUUUGAACCAUCUCAGAACCACAGUCAAGGCCCAUUGCGCUCUAUGGUAGAGGAUCUGCAAUCGGAGGAAUCAGAUGAUGACGACAGCUCUUCUGGGGAAGACACACCAGUCAAACCAAACCCAGUCAGCCGGGAUUCCAGACUGAGCCUUAGCGACAGUGACAGUGAUAACAGUGCAGAUUCCUGCCUGCCGAGUCGAGAACCCCCUCCCAGUCAGAAGCUGCCCCCAGCUAAUAAUAAGGCAUCUGGAAGAAAGAGUCCAGAAUCCUGCAACAAGCCAGAAAAGAUCCUGAAGAAGGGAACAUAUGACAAGGCUUAUACUGACGAAUUGGUGGAGCUUCACAGACGGCUGAUGGCGCUACGUGAGCGCAAUGUGCUGCAACAGAUUGUAAAUCUCAUUGAGGAAACUGGGCAUUUUAAUGUUACCAACACAACUUUUGACUUUGACCUUUUCUCCUUGGAUGAAACGACCGUCCGUAAGCUGCAGAGUUACUUGGAAGCAGUGGCAACAUGACGCUUAGUCUUGGAAAUGGGCUGCUUUUGAAACCAGAAAUCCCAUCUCUUGGUACCAGGAAAUAAACCCAUGGAACUAGGCCUUCUUACUCUCUUGAUUCACCCGAAGCACUGCCUUAGAGAACAGCCAUGCUCUAUGAAUGCACAGCCAGCUGCACUUUCUUGUAGUCUUCAAACAAGUACCCAUAUCGCUGUCUGUCCUCCCUAGCUUCAUAAGUACGCUUGGGCACAGGUACUAAGUAGCGCAAGAGACGUGCUGCUCCCAGCUGCACAAAGUGACUUUUUUGGUUUCACUUCAAGAAACUGUGUUUAAGAACACAUUUCCAGGUGUCUCUGAGAUCUGAAGAAAUUUGGACGGUGGUUUCUUCACUAAAUCUAGGGACCAGCCUGCUGGCAGAGAGGCUCAAGCGAGUCAGGUUUCCCCCAGCUCUGUGGAGAAUUGUUCAUGCUGUGUAGACAAGAUUGGCUUUUACAAAGCUAGCCAUAUGACUUAUGACAGAAGGCUUCCCAAGGGGUCCUGUUGGUCUAUUGCAGAGGAAGUGGAGAGAUGCCACUUUGGAUCACUUGCAGGCUCUGUAGUGGUUUGGUACAAAGUAUUGUCUCUAACUUGGUUCCUGAUCCCUACAAGGCAUCGUUCCAUAUGCAGAGAGUACAGGGCCUUAUUCUGUGUUUCAGCUUCCUGGAGAGACAGUUUGUGCUCUUUGAAGAGGCUCCCGAAUCUGCUGUCUCCCACUGGGGUUUUGAGACCUCUUGUUUAUUGAUCCAAGCUCCUAAACAAAGUCUCACUCCUUUCAGUCUGCUUUAACUGUAAUAGGACUACAAAACUGUAUGCUGUAUAUUUUAUAUAUACAUAUAUAUAUAUAUAUAUAUAUACACACAUAUAUGUGUAUAUAUAUAUAUAUAUAUGUAUAUAUAUAUGUAUGUACUGUAUGUAUAAGAAGGGCCUAGUUGGGUCUUAAGAUUUUAAGGGUGUGUUUUUCUGUUAUGUUUUUUUUAACGGCCAUGGCAGGGGAGGGGACUUACUAAGAUUUGACUUGUUUGUUUGUUAAAAUGCCUCUUGUGGACAAUUUUUAGCAGAUGAAAGCUGAACAGCAAUCUUCAAAGCAUUUUGUGCUCUGAUGGGACUUAUCUGUCUUUCAUUUUUUCAGUGUUUGAAUAACUUUGCCAAAAUAAGUCAUUGGUUUUUGUUCUAUGUUCUCAAGGAUGAAUUUUCCUACAGUGGCCCCUAUAAUAGUGGCUGUAUUCUGGGGGAAACCAAAACAAGGGAGUGUUUUAUCUUGGGACAUGCUUGUCAAAAAACAAAAAACAAAAACAAAAAAUAGUAAAGAUUUUGCCUGCGCGAAAAAAGGGCAGGAAAUAGAAAACACUAAUCCAGAAUAUUUUACGUUCCUAGUGAAACUAGUAUUAACUUCCAAAUGCUGUCUGUGUGUUAGCAGGGAGCAGAGGAGGUCCCACAAGUAUAAUCAAAACUGUGUUAAACUCUUAUCUACUAAAUUCAGUAUUUUAAGAGAGAAUGAUUUUGCUUUUCCAAUGAAUAUUUAAGCUUUUGCCAAAUGUAAAUAGGCUGCUGGCAUAGCACUGCGAAGGAAGCUACCGGUCAGAAUAACCCUAUACAAACACAUGGACUUUCCAGCUCUUUUUUACAGUCUCUUGUGGGACCUCAUUGAGGUAUGAAAUACAGUUUGAGAGCUCCCUCUAUGUGCUGUCCCACCGGUCAGCGUUGAAUUCCAGUCCCUUGUUUUGGAUUACCCCUUUCUUUAUCAUGGAAAUGUUGCAACUAAUCGAUUGAAGCGGCAAUACGAUGAUAAGGUUGUUUGAGUUGGGUCAUGUUGACCUGAUUCCCGUUGAUUUUUGUCUGUUUGUACCAUCUUUCACAUGUCUUUCUAUAAACACCAAACUCAUGCCAGGCCUGUGCCCUGUCAUGUUGACAGUGAUUUUUUUUUAGCUGUUUUUUUUUCUUUCCUGAUGGACAAUUCCAAGUCUGGAUCGAAACCCUGCUCAAGAACGCACUUCAGCAAGGUUGAGGAUUGCUGGAAAAGGAGGGAGCUGCAGUAUCACCUCAAGCUCUGCAACUGCAUAUGGCUUAGCUGGAGGAAGUCACGCCACAAUAUGCAACAGAUUUAGCUUUUUAACUCUGGAGAUCCUUUGUGCUGUUUAGGGCUUAGUGAGUCUGUUUAAGCUCUAGAUGUAGUAUUUGUUCAGACUUUGAUGGAGGGAGUGAGUUUUGUCAUGUUGCAUAAUUUAAAAGCAAAACAAAAAAGAAACCCCUCCCAAGACAAAUUUCUUAGGUAUGUGAAGAGGUAUUCGAAACCCCGGUAUUGCCUCGAUCCAGAUCCUCCAGGGAAGGGAAUGUGACAGGUGAAGCCUUUACCUCCCCAGAGCAGUAAUAGCAUCAGUGUUGACUGAUUGGCACAUGUGGAAGGUCCCUGGAUCUUUCACCACCUCUCUUCUCCCUAGAUUACUUGCCUCUGUUUCUUCCAUAUCACCUAAAUCUGCUUCAUCCAUAGCACGCACCCACACGUUCAGUAUUUUGUCCUGGAAGUAUAAGUGGCUUCUAAAGCUACAGCACAAGGGACCAGAGACGCAUCUCUCCUCUUUCCCUGUCUUCAUAAUGCUCCUAAAAUGGUUCCAAGGAGCAAGAGACUUGAGGAUGUUCUUGAAUGUAGCAGUGCCCUGUGGAAGUGCCUUGGGUGACCCCCAAUGGCCACUGCUAUGCCCGGUCCUGGAUUUGACUUGUGAGAUUUUACAAAUAUUAAUUUGGGAAUUUUGUUUGUUUUUAUAAAAGGUAUUUUACACACGGAUUUUUUAGACUUUAUAAUACUCUCCUUGGAAACCUGAAAUAGAAAUAUUCCUUACAUUGUAUGCACAUGCUGGUUUGUUACUAAAAGGUUCUCCUAAGUACUUAGGUGUUUUACAGAUUUAUUGUUUGUUGAGCGGGGCGGGGAGGGGUGGGGGUACAGCGGGAGUGGGGACCACAGGAGGAAUGACUCUGCCAAUGAGGACAAAAUUGGUCAAAUCUUGGGCCUCCCAACCUUUGUGUCCUCUUCUAGUUACCUAUACGAAAAGUCCCACUUGUAGAUUCUCUAGUAGGCUGACUGAGUGGUGUUCUGAACAUGCCCUGUACAGGUAUUUGUGGAUAAAGUGUUUGUUCUUGUGUCUCUCUUGGGAGCAUGGAUGGAUAAUUGUAAAAUAGGAAGGAAAUGUUGAUAAUGCUAAUGUUAGCACCACUUCAAAUCUGUAUGAGGAUGCAUCAUAACUUGCAUUGUUUAAAAAACAAAAAAAAGAGAAAAAACCCCCCAAAAAACAGAAAACAGACAAAAAAAAAAAAAACCCCACAGUUGUCUUUCCAAAAUUGACUUCUUAGCCAUACUGAUUUUUCUGAGGAAAAUGGACAAAACUCUAGUUUACUUAAAUGUCCUUCAGCUUGUUAUUUAGGUCAUGUACAAAUGAUUGAUCUGAAGGCUUUCAGAGUCUCAUUGUUUUGAGUAAUGUGGAUGUGAGAUUAGGACACAGCUUUUCCUUUGUCCUUGACCUUUGCAUAAGAGGGCAAAAGGGGUUAAAAACGCUUUCCUGUUGUCUUGGUCUGAUGUGUAUAAAGCCUUGAGGCUUUGAUUACUGUCAUUUAGUGUAGAAAUGGAUAGAACGGUUGUGUCUAGACCACAAAAUGCCAGUUAGGAAGAACGUUGGACACAAUGGUAGUAAGACUGGCUUUGCUGUAGUUGGCCUGAAUAUAUGGAAGUGCAAUGAUGUAGCUACCAGUUAUUAUCCUGCUCUCCAUGGUAAUAGCAUCAGAACUAGUACAAAACUAUGAUGCGACAACCAAGGAGCGGUUCUUGUCAGAGAUCUUGAGCUUAUUUUGAUGGAAAAACAUUAAAUCUUCCUUUAUGGAGCCCCAUCAUAACCUCUGUAAGCAGAGGGCAACAUUGCUAUCGGUUCAGUUGACUUCACAUGCUCUGUCCAACGGCCACCAAUGGCUUUGCAUGCACUAUAGCACAGUUGAGGUACUCAAAAGAAGCUUCCUUUGUCAUUUCAGGUGCCUGGCACUCGCUAGUGUAGCGGACAUGGUAGUGUCAACACUAGACAACCGUCGUGCACCUUUUUUAUUACUUUUAAAGAGAUUGAAAAGGAUGGGUAUUGCUGUUGUGGGGCACGGAAUAGUCAUCAAGAACUAAAGAGAUGAGUUUGCACUCCUAAGGAAAGUAUAAGUACUUCAACGUCUAGAUUUUUAAAAUUGUAUUCUGCCUAAAACCAAGGUAUUAAAUACCUUGUUUUUUGAGGAUAUUAAAAGUUGUGUUGGGGAAAUGAGUUCUUCGUUCAGCUGUAAGAAAUUCAUCUGGCCCAAGACUAAUCCAAGAUUUAAAAAAAAGGAAAAAAAAAAUCAUGUUUGUAAUAAGUUACAGGAUUGUUUCUGUCCUGAAUUUUAAACUUUUUGUUAAAUUUGUGGAAUCAUGGAGGAGUUUUUCUAGAAAAACAUGAAAUAAAGUAAGAUGGAAAAGUAA